Messenger RNA from Parasteatoda tepidariorum (common house spider), 3684 nucleotides. The record is from RefSeq and is a predicted model, not a curated record. Lineage: Eukaryota; Metazoa; Arthropoda; Arachnida; Araneae; Theridiidae.
GGUGGGGGCUGUCAGCUGAUUGAAAUGUAAAUAAACAAAGAGAGCAAGUCAAAAGCGAUUUCAAGUUUUUAAAUAUUCUUGUCUCUUCCUAACUCCAUUCCUAUAGAUCAUAGAUUACAUGGGGGCGUCUGUGAUAAAUCUUUAAAGUAACUUAAUUUUUAGUGGUGUUAAUUUGGAAUGUUAUUCUGAAUAACAAGCUUUCGUUACGAUGAAUAUUUUGGGUACACUUAUUUUUACUUUAUUCUUUUUCGAGAGUUAUUGCCUAUUUCCCAGAGAGUCAAUAACUAGGGAAAUAAAAUCUCUGAAUGAUAUUUGGGAUUUUAAAAUCUGUCACCAAACUAAUCAAGAUGAAGGUUUCAAACAGAAGUGGUACAAAACCUCAUUACGAAAAACAGGUGACACCAUUCCCAUGCCUGUUCCAUCCAGUUUCAAUGAUAUUACUCAAAAUAGAACUAUUAGAGAUUAUCUUGGCUGGUCGUGGUACGAAAAAACAUUCUAUGUUCCACAGAGAUGGGUUCAAAAUUACAGAGUGGUAUUAAGAUUCGAAAGUGCCCAUUAUUACUCAGUUGUUUAUUUAAAUGGAGAAAAUGUUAUGAAUCAUACUGGAGGACAUCUUCCAUUUGAAGUUGAUGUUACAAAAAAUUUACAAUUUUCAAAUCUCAACAGGAUAACAGUUGCUUUAAAUAAUACACUUUCUUUUGAUACUAUUCCUCAAGGUCAAAAAUCGUUCAAGCACAAAAAUGAUGGUCCCUAUCCACCUGGCUACUUUACACAAGGAACAAAUUUUGAUUUUUUUAACUAUGCAGGAAUUCAUCGCUCUGUUUUGUUAUAUGCAAUGCCACUUGCUUACAUCAAAGAUAUUACUAUAGUUACAGAUAUUAAAAACAAUACAGGAUAUGUUCAAUAUAUUGUGGAUACAUCUGAGACUUCGGUUGAACCAGAUUGUAAUGUGAGAGUACUCGAUCAAAACCUUUUGCCAGUUAUAACAAUCAAGGGCUGUUCAAACACCCUAUCUGUUAAAAAUCCCAAUUUAUGGUGGCCUUAUACCAUGCAUGAAGAUCCUGGUUAUAUGUAUACAUUAGAAGUCAGAGUUGCUUGGAAGAAUGUUGAAGAUAUUUAUAAUCAGCCAUUUGGAAUCCGCACUGUAAAUGUCACAAAAACAAACUUUUUAGUGAAUGGGAAACCUUUUUAUUUCAUGGGAUUUGGUAAACAUGAGGAUUCUAAUAUUCGUGGAAAAGGCCUGGAUUUGCCAAUUAUAGUUAAAGAUUUUAAUCUGAUCAAGUGGAUUGGAGCCAAUUCUUUUAGAACAUCUCAUUAUCCUUAUGCUGAAGAAGUGAUGAAUAUGGCAGAUGAACAGGGCAUAGUGGUCAUUGAUGAAUCACCUGCAGUAGCAUUAUCAUCCUUUGGUGACAAUCUACUGAAACAACACAAAGCAAUAUUGAGUGAACUUAUCCAUAGAGACAAAAAUCACCCAUCUGUCUUUGCAUGGUCUGUUGCCAAUGAACCACAAUCUUCAAAGAAAGAAGCUGACAAGUACUUUAGUGAAGUAGUGGCACAUGUAAAAGAACUAGAUCCUACUCGCCCAGUAACAGCUGCUAUAAAUGCUGAUUACCACUCUGAUAAAGCUGGAAAAUAUUUAGAUUUUGUUAUGCUGAAUCAUUACUAUGGUUGGUACAGUGAUGUUGGAGCAUUGGAUGUUAUAGAGCCUUUGCUCAUUAAUUUUAUGACCAAUGCUUUCAAAGUUUACAAAAAGCCUAUAAUGAUGUCUGAGUAUGGUGCUGAUACUGUAGCAGGAUUACAUACAGAUCCACCGUUCAUUUUCACAGAAGAUUAUCAAACUGAACUUAUGAUGCAUCACCACAAAGCAUUUGAUGUUUUAAAAUCUCAAGAUUUUUUCAUCGGAGAACAUAUAUGGAAUUUUGCUGACUUCCUAACCCUACAACAAAUAAACAGGGUUGUAGGAAACAAGAAAGGAAUUUUCACUAGAGAGAGACAACCAAAGGCAUCAGCUAAAUUAUUGAGGUGCAGAUAUCAUGGACUGUCUAAUCGUCCAAUUAUUGGCAGUAUUGCUUACUGUCCUAUACAGGAUGCAGACUUUUGAACUGUUAAUACUUAAAAAAUCAUUUUUAAUAACCAAGAUUUAGUUGAUAGUUUUUUUACUGAGUAAUUAAGAUUUUGUGCUUGGAAAAUCUUUCGUUAAAUUAAUUCUCUUUACCUGCUACUUAAAUAAAAAUCUUGAAUGACAAUGAUUCCAGAAAAAAAUUAUGUGCUUUGUAUUUGUUUUGCCACAAAAUCUAAAAAUUAAGAAAUUUAGCUCACUAGAUUUUCUUUAAGCAACUUAUGUGUUUGAGUUUUUUCUGAGACUUCUUUACUUUUUCUCCCCCUUGAUUACAACAAACAUGGGCAAAUUCCAGCUCUUAAAAUAGGUCAUGUGGUUACAAAGUUCACUCAUUUGUGGUUGCCUUCCCACUGGCAGUCAUAAAUAUAUAAAUUUAUGAAUUAUUCGCAAGUUAUUCUAUUGAAUGAAUUUAUUUUUUGACACUAAAAGACUGUUUUGUUUGUAUUGGAAAACAAAUUUAUCAUUACUAUAUAUAAAAAAAAUACAGAAAACUUCAGAGUGUUCAGUUAAGAUCUUCUGUAGCCAAAGGAUAAAAUAUUAUGAGGAUAUAAUCUCAGAAGAAAAAAUUAUAGAAGAGAGCAUCUUAAAGUGAAAAAAGAAUUGAUUUUUCUGGAGGAAAUUUUGUCCUAGAACCACACUGAUGAUAAUCGAAAACUUACUGUGUAAUACUUAUUGCUAAACAAUUGUACAGAUCAUUUUUAGACUUUAAAUACUUUUCGUUCUUUGCAGUGUCUUGAAAAAAAAAUAAUACUUUUCAAAAUAAAUCCUAACUCUGGUUAAUAAUCAAAAGGGCAAGGAUAUCGGGAUCAAAGGACAGGCAAGGUGAGCCUCCCUUAUAAGUUCAGGGUCAUGGACCCUGGAAAAGGUCACGGAAAAAAUUUUCAUUUUGAACAUGAACCUUGGAACUGAUAAAACAAAUAUCUGAUUGCAUAUCAGCAGGAAACAAUUUAAUUAUUACUGUCAUUUGCAAUGUUUUUUAUUAAACCAAAGUUCUAAAUGACACAAACAAUAAGUGUAUAAUAUGGAAGUGCACCAAUAUUUAUAGAACACUCUGAAUGAACAUUAUUUACUGUAGUUUUUUAAAGCUAUGAAUAAAUACAUGUAUUUUUUUCUUGUUAUUUAUUUUUUCUAAUAUUUUGAUUGCCUGAUAGUCAAUUUUUUCCAUAUUGGGCCCCUGAUAAUCUACAAGAUAUACAUUUGGUUAAAUUGACUGACUACCUCUAUAAUGAUUAUUAAAUUUUUAAAAAAAAUCUUCUGUUUAUUUCUUAGAAUAUUUUUUUGUUUUUAUCAAAGUAAUGUAUUAUGGAAUUUAAUGUAGAAAAUAUAUAAUGUAUAAAAUCACUACAUUAGCAUGGUGCAAUUUUUUGAUGUAAUUUGAAUGUAUUUUCUUUUAUAAAAAAAAUGCCAAAUAUAAUUGUGAUAACUCUUUAUUUGUGUUGCUAACAUGUUCUAGAAAUGAUGUUUUAUAUCACAGUCAGUACAAGGAAAGUGCAUGAUAUAUUAAGAUAUGUAUAUAUAUAUUUACAACAAAAUAUAUUUUAAUAAAACAUUUUUAUUUUAAUUAC